GCGGCCGGAGGCGGGGGCGGCCACGCGUGCGGCAUGGCGGGCGGGCUGGAGCCGCACCUGGCGGCGCUGCGGCGGGAGCUGGGCGGCCCCGCCGCGCUCUCCGUGCUCGUCGCGCUCAUCGUCGUCGCCGUCACCUUCCUGAUCUGGCGGUUCGUGCAGGGCAGGAGGAGCGGCCGGAGCGCCGUGCUGCUGCUGGGCCUCUGCGACGCGGGGAAGACGCUGCUGUUCGCGCGGCUGCUGUCGGGGCGGUACCGCGACACCCAGACUUCCAUCACCGACAGCUCUGCCGUCUACAGGCUCAGCCAGGACAAGAGCACUAAUGUGACCUUGAUCGACCUUCCAGGCCAUGAGAGUCUGAGGCUGCAGUUCUUGGAGAGGUUCAAGGCCGCAGCCAGAGCCAUUGUGUUCGUGGUGGACAGCGUGGCCUUCCAGCGGGAGGUGAAGGAUGUGGCAGAGUUCCUGUACCAGGUGCUGGUGGACAGCACCGUGCUCAGGAACGCGCCCGCGCUGCUCAUCGCCUGCAACAAGCAAGAUGUCACAAUGGCAAAAUCAGCAAAACUUAUCCAGCAACAGCUGGAGAAAGAGCUCAAUACCCUGCGGGUGACACGCUCUGCAGCCCCCACCAGCCUGGAUGGCUCAGCCACAGGGGGCCCUGCCCAGCUGGGGAAGAAGGGCAAGGACUUCGACUUCUCCCAGCUGCCCAUGAAGGUGGAGUUUGUGGAGUGCAGUGCUCGAGGCAGCAAGGGAGAGGAGGGAGAGGCUGACUUGGAGGGCCUCCAGAAGUGGCUGGUGAAGGUGGCCUGAACAGAGAUGGACAGGGCUGGGGGGCUGAAGGGAAAAAGAUGGUCUGGAGCACUCAAAUCUCAUCUUGAUGUAAAAAGAAGGAACUUCAGCUGGAAGUCAGCACUGUGGUGUCUUCUGCUGCUUGUGGGCUUGGGAGCAACAUGACGAUUGCUGGUGUGAUUCCCUCUUGACUGUCCCUUCAUGCUGCAAUGUUUUUAUCCUCUCCCCUCUUCCCUUGCCCUCCUCUGGGCUGCUGAACCUUUGGGCUUUCCUUUUUCUUUAAUCUUUAGGUUUUUCAUCUUGUAGUUGCCUAGCGAAUUAGGAAGGGGUGCACUGACAGGUGAGUUUUAGAGGCUGGAGUGUGCCUGUCGUUUCCUGCCAUGGUUUAGACCCCUGUUACCUCUCAGAGCCCCUGACCACCUUAUGGAUGGGGCUGCUGGGGAGCACUGCACAAGCUCCCUAAGUUGGGCAGGCAUUGAGAGAGUAUAAAAAGCUUAUUUCCUCUUUGUGUCUGUCUUCCCAUUGUUCCAAACUGAUGCAGCCCCAUUUCUGUGGGGCAGGGAGAGUGUGAAAUGCCCAAACCAGACUGCCCUGCUUUACUCCCUGGGCUCAGUUCUGUGCCCAUGUCUGGUGAUUUCCUCUCUUGAUCAGCUCCUGGGAGUUUUUCUUCAGCUGAGGGCUGUGUCCUGAAAGCUGCACUCUGCUUUUCCUUCCAGGCCCUUCUCCCACAGCCAGGAACAAACACUCUAAGAGGGGCAGAGCUACAGGGGGUCAUGGCAUGAAACUGUGAGAUGGGCACAAUUUCAGAUCUGUACCUGCAGCUGGCAGCUGUUGUACCAGGCAUUUGCUGUGCAAUCUUCUGCUUCCCCUGCUCCAGUGGCUGCAGGAAGGGCUUGCUUUGUGUGUAAUUAAUCAGUCAGCACUUAUGGCAGAGUGAGAGGGAAAGUCAAGGAGCUGCCAGCACGUGGGUGUGCUUCCUCCUUGUGGCAGAGAUGCUCAAGGAAUGGGGAAAGAAAUAGGAGAUCUUCCCAGUUUGUGUCACAUUACAGAGUUCUAGCGCAGUGACAUUUUCCCUUUGUGGCUUCCCCUGUUGUUUAGGGUUGUGGGGGUAGCUGGCUCCUGGCAGACCCAUUUUGUAGUUUGUAGGCCACUAUCCCCUGUGGUUUGAGUCCUUCAUCACUCAUCUGUUGUGUUCUUUUCUUUCUUUGGGGCUUUUCCUGCCUUCCUGCACCAUUGCCAAGUGUUGGGAAGAGCAGGAACAGCCCUCAGCAAAACCCUGUGCGUAUAAUGAAGCUGGUCCUUGCAUUUUCAGCCUCAGGAACCAUCCAUGCCGGAGGUGGGGAGGGUUAUAUUUACCAAACAUGUUACAUUCUUCUGUUUCCUGCAGGCAGAGUCCUGUUGGAACGUGUUUGUCAUGCUUUGAACUCCUUUAGCUGGAGGUCUUGGGCUGCCUGCUUCAGAUCCAUAAUGCUGAAGUGAUUUUGGGCAGAAAAUUGCUGUUUCUUUGGGUGAUUGUUCUUGCAAACAUGCAGAAGCCGAGCACCAGCCUCAGCUUAAGGGGGGAGGUACCAUGAGGCCGUGGUGGGUUUUAAGUUAUUAUUUUAAAAAGUAUUCCUUAAGUAAAUUCUUUUAUGCUUAAA
Messenger RNA from Taeniopygia guttata (zebra finch), 2423 nucleotides. It is a transcript of the gene SRPRB, whose product is annotated as SRP receptor subunit beta. The record is from RefSeq and is a predicted model, not a curated record. Gene Ontology annotation, molecular function: GTP binding. Lineage: Eukaryota; Metazoa; Chordata; Aves; Passeriformes; Estrildidae.